This is a messenger RNA of Syzygium oleosum, 995 nucleotides long. RefSeq names its product zinc finger protein ZAT9-like. The coding region runs from base 1 to 984 and encodes 327 amino acids. The record is from RefSeq and is a predicted model, not a curated record. The transcript has a single exon. NCBI's taxonomy places the organism in Eukaryota, Viridiplantae, Streptophyta, Magnoliopsida, Myrtales, Myrtaceae. Gene Ontology annotation, biological process: regulation of DNA-templated transcription.
AUGGAGAAGAACAGGGUGUGCACGAUCUGCAACAGGCGCUUCGCCAACGGCAAAGCCAUGGGAGGCCAUAUGAGAUCUCACUUCGCCAAGCUCCCGCUCCCUCCCAGGCAGCCGUACGUCCAGCCCGAGUCGGCCCCACCGCCAGCUCUCUCUUCGUCUUCUCUGCACCGGGAUGGGAAGGACGUUGCCUUGAAAGACUUCUCUGGAUCGCUGAAGCUUUAUCAUCCUCACGACCCAUGUGCCAAUUCCGAAUCGUCCUUCGUCGCCAGCACGGAUCCUGCCCUCCCCGACAAGGGGAGCGAAGCCGAGUCGCAGAGGAACCCGAAGGGGAGGAGAUCGAGCCGGCGCUGUAAGCCGGCGAGGGCCGAGACGUCGGAGCAGGUGAGUUCGGCCUCCGAGACUUUUUCCGUCGAAGAUGUCGCGCUGUGUCUUAUGAUGCUGCUGCGAGAUAGCUGGACCAGAAAGGGCAAGGAAGUAGUUCAAGAACUGGUGGACGAAUCGGCUGAGGAAGACGAGAAGGACAACGAAGAUGAUGGCGACGACGAUGAUGACGAGUCCUUUAGCGCGACGCAGGCGAAUCAUCCCCAUCACCCCAAGUACUGGUGCGAGACAUGCAACAAAGUGUUUAAAUCUUACCAAGCGUACGGUGGGCACAAGGCGAGCCACAGCCACAAGAGGAUGAAAAUGCUUGAGGAUAUCGAAAAGGAGGGGGUCGAUGGUGGUGCAAAAACCAAAGCUUUAACUGAUCAGAGAUUGUUCAAGUGCCCGUUCUGCGACAAAGUGUUCAAUUCAGGUCAAGGACUCGGGGGUCACAAGAAAGUUCACUUCUUGAAUAGUGCAGUUAGUAAGAGCAACAACAACAACAACGAUAACGAUGCUAAGAACAAGGUCGGAGAGUGUAGGUUAGAUCUUAACCUACCACCAUCAACCGAAGAAGAAGGCAGCCAUGAACCGGUUGAGUCUUCUCCUGUUUCCAGUCAUUGAAGAAGAAGAAA